Trypanosoma theileri is the source of this 1068-nucleotide messenger RNA. RefSeq lists its product as uncharacterized. The transcript has a single exon. Gene Ontology annotation, biological process: RNA catabolic process; ribonucleotide metabolic process. The record is from RefSeq and is a predicted model, not a curated record. The annotation marks the transcript as partial. Gene Ontology annotation, cellular component: nucleoplasm; ribonuclease H2 complex. NCBI's taxonomy places the organism in Eukaryota, Euglenozoa, Kinetoplastea, Trypanosomatida, Trypanosomatidae.
AAUAAUAAUAAUAAUAAUAAUAAUAAUAAUAAUAAUAAUAAUAAUAAUAAUAAUAAUAACACUAACAAUAGUAGCAGCAACCAUCAAAUGAGUGGAGCAUGUUCAUCUGUGGUAGAUUAUCAACGUUCUCCAUCUGCUGCCAUGGCUGCGGCUGGAACGGAUGGAAUGAGUGCCUCCCCAGAGACAGGAGCCUCCAUGCCAUCCACUUCUUCACGAGAUGUGCCUACACCUCAACCUAUCACCUCACUCCGUCCAGGAUGUGUUUUUGUGCGAUUGGAACACCCACGCCACGGUGAACCAACACUCUUUUUGUGUCCACCACCACCAGCAGCAGCAGCAGCAGCAGCAUCAAAAGCAGCGUCUCUAUCAACAACAGAAGUGAAGACAGAAGAGAAGAAGGAUUGUCAUAAUAGUGAUGCUUCGGAUGUUGUUUUAUAUGAAGUACAGGCACAGAUACCACUUGGUGGGUUUGGUCAAACAUGGUUUGUGGAUAACGUAGUGGAACCAAAUGAGGAACUUCUUAUCGUGACACCAUUUGAUAUUACCUUCUUUGCACUACGUCAGGCCGCAACUAAUGUCAUGAAAGAUAAAUUUCAAUCUGCAGAGGAUCUCAUUAUGGGCGCAAACAGAAAUGGCAACAGUACAAAAAGUAAUGGAUGGCCUGGUUGGGGUGUGGCACUAGCACAGUGCCCUGAAUUGGCUCCAGCAGUAGAAGCAAUGCAAUCUAAGAAAGUUCUUUCACGUAUUUGUGAAGUGAAAUCAAUUGGAGGAGAUGACUACUACCGCUUUAGUGAGGAGAAAAUGGGAGAAUGGUUGCGUGAAAAACUACAGAACGUGUUGCAUUGUCAAGCUUUAAGAUCUAUUCUUCAGUUAGACAACAACGCCUCUUCUUCUUCUUCUUCUGGUACUUCUCAUGCUGUUGAUAAUAGUUCUCAUAAUGCUACUAUACCCAUUGUACCACUUCCUGUUGCGUUUGGAGUGAUAUCGGAAUAUGUGGUAGAAGAAAUGAUUGCAACUGCAUCAGAACUCUGUGCGGCAAGCAAUAACGAAGAUAAGACAAAACAAUAA